ACAUGAAUGCAGUCGAACCGAGCUGACGACCAUUUCACCAUCAGGAAGAACUAUUAGUAUAUUUUUCAAUUUUUCAACGUUUCUUAAAAUAAAUUAAGUUACCAUUCUCUCGGUUGAAUUGUUUACGUUAAAGUUCAUUAUUUAUCGAAUUAUUUGAGGCCGCUUUAAGUGCACUUGCCAAGAAUGACUUCGAGACACGAAGGUGUUAGUUGCGACGCGUGCCUGAAAAGUAACUUUAAGGGAAAACGUUAUAAAUGUCUUAAAUGUUAUGAUUUUGACCUUUGCGCGAGCUGUUUUGAAAAUUCUGCCGCUUCGCCUCGUCAUACACCCGAUCAUCCGAUGCAAUGCAUUUUGACUAAAGCUGAUUUAGAAUUAUAUUUCGGUGGAGAAAUUAUGCCGCAUGAUCAAGCAGUAUCUUUUACAUGCCCGUAUUGUGGUAGAUUUGGAUUUACCGACAUCAAUUUACACGAUCACGUAUCAAAUGAGCAUGCUGAAGCUGGAAAUGAAGUGGUUUGUCCUAUAUGCGCGUCACAGCCUGGAGGAGAUCCUAACCAUGUAACUGAUGAUUUUACCUCUCAUUUAGCAGUAGAGCAUCGAGCACCAAAGGAAUUUGAAGAGCCUUUAAGUGGAAUCCGUCACAUGCGACGAAUUCCCCAUUCUACAAGGGGUAUAGGUCGUGGUCGUCGUAGUACUUCCAAUACUGGACCCUUCCAAGCCAAUUUCUCGACACUAACAGCAGCCGCCAGAGACGCUUCAAAUUUUGAUCCUAUUGCAGAACUCUUAUCUCAACUGUCAACGGUACGUGGAAGAGGGACUCCGGCGCAUAGUGUGUCGUCUCGAUUACAGCAACUUGAAAUGCAAUUGCAGACAACUAGGCAACAAUUAGAGAGGCUACCUCGUCGUAUGGAUAGGAUGUCUGAGCCGCAGGUAAACGUACCUCCACAAUCUACAUUUAAUCGAGGAACCUUCUCGAAUCCGCCACCUCAGUCAAAUAACGUCUCCCAGACGCCAGAAAUGAGUAUGACGAAGUUUUCUCUACCACUUGACGUGGAAGUAGCAUCUGAUCCUAGCAUAGCCCAGGAAAAGACUAGUCAGAGUGUUACCGAGAAAUCAAAAUUUUUACUCGAAAAGUUGUCGAAUAGUGAUUUAUCUGAACAAGAACGUGCAACACUAGAAGAAGAGGCAUCUGCUGCCAGUUUAUAUAUUGAAGAGCUUUUAUUGAGCUCUAUUAAUACGCAUAUAACCCAUUUCUCGGAUGAUGAUGAUUCGCUCCUAUCUUUCUCUUCUACGGAGGAAUUGCGGGGUAUGUUACCAGGAACGGUGAGGUGGGAUUCGGACGAAAGCGAAGAGAAAUUUCGUUAUGAAUACUCGCUGAAAAAGAGGAAAAGAAGGCGGAAGAAGAAGGCUCGUGGUAGUAUCAAAGUUAUUUGUUCCGAUGAUGAGGAAAAAUCUAUAGAAAAGGGAUACGAGAGCAAACAGGAAGUUUAUAAGGAAAAUGAUUUAGAGCCUGUGCUAGACAGGGAUGGUAAUGUUGAUAAGUGUACAGCAGAUAAUAUGCAGUUAGAUGUUGGGCAUCUAGAAUCGAAUGGAGCAGAAUCACUUCGAGAAAACCCUCAUCGUACUGUCAAAGGACAUCAUGAAGCCUGGACAGAUAGGAAUCAAUCUUCUAAUUCAUCUAGCUAA
This is a messenger RNA of Dimorphilus gyrociliatus, 1683 nucleotides long. The record is from the annotation of a GenBank genome assembly. NCBI's taxonomy places the organism in Eukaryota, Metazoa, Annelida, Polychaeta, Dinophilidae.